Sphaeramia orbicularis (orbiculate cardinalfish) is the source of this 661-nucleotide messenger RNA. Its product is annotated as guanylin-like. Gene Ontology annotation, molecular function: guanylate cyclase activator activity. NCBI's taxonomy places the organism in Eukaryota, Metazoa, Chordata, Actinopteri, Kurtiformes, Apogonidae. The coding region runs from base 37 to 366 and encodes 109 amino acids. The record is from RefSeq and is a predicted model, not a curated record. The transcript is spliced from 3 exons. Gene Ontology annotation, cellular component: extracellular region.
AACUCAAAACUGAGAGACUUCAAACAUCAUCUGAAGAUGAAAGUGUGCGGUGUUCUCCUGGUUGUGGUUCUCUGUGUGUGCAGUGGAGCUCAAGGGGUGUACGUCAGGGUCGGAGACAGAAGCUUCCCCUUAGAAGCAGUGAAACAGCUGAAGGAGCUCAUGAACAUGGACGACCACAUCAGUCCUCACCUGGCUGAGACCAGAGCUGCAUCCGUUUGUGCCAAUCCACUCCUGCCACUGGUUUUCCAUCCAGUCUGCCAAGGAAGGGAGAGAGACCAGGUUCUCUACAAACUAGUUGUUGCCGCCACUCCUAUGCGUGGUUGUGAAAUCUGUAUCAACCCUGCCUGCUAUGGGUGUAUGAACUGAGGUUACCAUCAGCUAUCGACACAAAUGAACACUGUAAGUUUCGGGCACCUUCCUGCAUAGUUCUCACAUUUCAACAUAUUCCACAUCCAUGGACAUCGAUGAAACAUGUCUCACCACCUGGCAAAGCAGCAUCAAGGAUCUCAGGACUUUUCUUGGAUUUGUCUAAAAUGCUGUUCAAAGUGUCAAAGCAGCUGUUCUGUUCUGUUUCAACAUUACUUUGUCUUUUGCUUGUGCAUGUUUUGACCAUGUAAUUUAUUGUUUGAUAAUAAAAGUGACUGCUUUGCAUCCUCAAAAA